GUGAUAACCGUACCCCGUACAUUUCCAGUGGUUUCCAGUUAAAAUUAUCAUUAGUUUGUGAUCGUUUAUUUAGUAUUUUAUAUACCGUUCGAUCUAGAAAUUCUGUAUUUCUAGAUGGUGUAGGCCAUUUCCUUGCUUGUGACGUGACUUUUGAGCAAUAAUCAUGAGAACAAGGUGGGGAACACCGAGUGCUCCGGCAUGUUGUUUAUGUUUGGACGUGAGAACGGGAUCUAUACUCAUCGGAUUAUGGCACUUGAUGGGUCAAAUGUUCGCCAUGCUCCUGAUCGCAUCCAUGAUCAUGAGGGGAGGCGACAACGCAAUGAACAUCGACUUGGAUGAACAGGACCCACCACAAACGCCACUCAGUCUUAACAGUCAGCAUGAUGCAUCCGACUACUGUGUUGGCCUGGUCAUUGUCUUCUGUUUCCUCCUCAUCACCACCAUGAUGAUGAAGGGCAUCAUCCAGUACCGGUCCGGUUACAUCCUCCCAUUCUUCUGCCUCCAGCUCUUUGAUUUCUUCAUCACGUUCCUCACCUGCAUCGGAGUCAUGUCCUACUACCCAGACUUUGACUACGAGGAUAGCCCCAAGUUCCCCUACAACCAGGAAUUCAUGCACUGGAAGGAGAACCUACCCGUCAGCAAGUAUGACAUUGAAUCACCCGUCUUUACAUUCAUCGCUCUGGCACUAUUCCUGGGGAUUAUGUUAUUUAAGUUCUACUGCAUUGCAUGUAUCUGGGCCUGCUACAAACACACUGCAAGUAUGGAGCUGAAGGAAAUUGGUCAGUGUCCUGACACAGAGGCACUCCUUCCAUCUUAUGACGAAGCAAUCAAAAUAAAGAUAGACAAGCCUCCACCACCACCAGCCUACCAGGAAUAGGCAACAUCAACAACACCUACCACUAGAGCAACCACACCUACCAUUAGAGCAACCACACCUACCACUAGAGCAACAACACCUACCACUGGCAACAAUCAAGCUCUUGAUGUAGUAAAAAAAAAUAUGAAAAAAGUAAAAAAAAAGAAAGAAUCCAAGGAAAUCUUUCAUAUUUGGCGAAAAAUAGGAUACUAAUGUCUAAAAAAUUAUAAUCAAAUUAAUCAUGUCUGAUAAGAAUAAAGAAAAAUUGGGGGAAAAUAAUGAUUAUCUUUCAUCCCAUGUUAAAGCAGGUUUUCAUGCAUGAAAUCAAUGUAAUAAUAAAACAAAUGCAAAAACACACCAA
Molecule: messenger RNA, 1217 nt
Organism: Strongylocentrotus purpuratus (purple sea urchin)
Lineage: Eukaryota; Metazoa; Echinodermata; Echinoidea; Camarodonta; Strongylocentrotidae
Product: lysosomal-associated transmembrane protein 4A
Exons: 6
Coding region: 164-877 (237 amino acids)
Cellular component (GO): lysosomal membrane
Source: RefSeq, a predicted model, not a curated record